Messenger RNA from Aspergillus bombycis, 1713 nucleotides. Its product is annotated as putative protein kinase C substrate. Bases 1 to 1713 code for a protein of 570 amino acids. The transcript has 3 exons. NCBI's taxonomy places the organism in Eukaryota, Fungi, Ascomycota, Eurotiomycetes, Eurotiales, Aspergillaceae. Gene Ontology annotation, cellular component: glucosidase II complex. Gene Ontology annotation, biological process: N-glycan processing. The record is from RefSeq and is a predicted model, not a curated record.
AUGAUACUGCCUCAGGGAUCGCUGUUCUUCGUGAGCUUGGCAGCAUGCUCGACCGCCGUUGUUGCGGCGAGUAACGACGGCUCCGCACGUCCUCGGGGUGUUGGGCCCGAAUUCGCGAAGUUCUACAAGGACACCGACACGUUCACCUGCAUCUCGCACCCGGCUAUUAAGGUCCCCUUUUCCGCCGUCAAUGACGACUAUUGUGAUUGUCCGGAUGGUAGUGAUGAGCCCGGCACUUCGGCUUGUGCCCAUCUAUCCAACAAUUCGCCGUUGACGGUCGCUGACCGUCCUGGGAAUAACGACCUCGACCUGACACUAUCUCUGCCCGGGUUCUACUGCAAGAAUAAGGGCCACAAGCCUUCCUAUGUACCCUUCCAGCGGGUCAAUGAUGGGAUCUGUGACUAUGAUCUAUGCUGUGAUGGAAGUGACGAGUGGGCCCGUGUCGGAGGCACCAAGUGCGAGGACAAGUGCAAGGAGAUUGGAAAGGAGUGGCGCAAGAAGGAGGAGAAGAGACAAAAGUCGAUGACGACUGCGUUGAAGAAGAAAAAGGAACUCCUUACUGACGCGGGAAGGCAGCAGAAGGAGGUUGAGGAGAGCAUUAACGGACUGGAGGUUCAGAUCCAGGGCCAGGAAAUCAAGCUCAAGGAUUUGGAGGCUGAUCUGGAGGAGAUCGAGAAGCAAGAGCGGAGCAAGGUGGUAACAGGUAAGAAGGCGGGCAAGGUCAAUGUGCUUGCCCAGGUUGCCAAGGGCCGAGUUGAGGAACUCAGAACCACGUUGGCUGAGGUCCGUAAGGAGAGGGAUGAGACUCGCUCUCGUGUCAAGGAACUUGAGGAAAUCCUCUCCAAGUUCAAAGUCGAAUACAAUCCCAACUUUAACGACGAGGGUGUCAAGCGCGCUGUGCGCAGCUGGGAGGAAUAUGCUGCUAGAGGUACCUCUGAAGGCCUGGAGAACGCUGCUCGUGACCGUGAUCUGGAUGAGAUUGCCAAGCCUGAUGACGACAAGUCUGGCGUCAACUGGGAGCAAUGGGAGAAUGAAGAGGAUGGAUGUGAAGCUAAUCUUGUCUACCAGCUGGCCGCCUACCUGCCUCCCUCUCUUGUGAACUUCAUUGAGGACAAGGUUCUCUCCAUCCGUAGUUUCCUCGAGAAGAACGGCGUCCUACCUACGAAAGACGAGGGCUCCGCUUCUGAGUCCAAGGCAGUGACUGAGGCCCGUGACGCCGUCAAUGCAGUCCGCAAGUCCAUCGAAGAUUUGAAGAACCAGGUAAAGGAUCACAAGGAGGAUCUCGAUACGGACUACGGUGUGGGAUCUAUUUUCCGUGCUCUUAAGGGUGUCUGCAUCCAAAAGGAUGCCGGAGAGUACACAUACGAACACUGCUUCUUGGAUCAGACUAAACAGAUCCCGAAGAAGGGCGGAUCUACGGCACGCAUGGGCAACUUCGUUCGCAUUGGAUCGGUCACCAUUGAUGAGCUCAACGAGUCCGGUGAGAUUGUUCCCGAGGAGAGGAUAUCUCUUGAGUACGCCAAGGGACAGACGUGCUGGAACGGUCCUGCUCGGUCCACGAGGGUCGUCUUGCAGUGUGGGGAGGAGAAUGAGAUCCUGAAGAUUGCUGAAGACGAGAAAUGCGUCUACUCAAUGCUGGUCAACACCCCUGCCGUGUGCCCAGGAGGAGAGGAAGACGUCCAUCCAGCCUCGGGCCGCAAGGACGAACUGUGA